Molecule: messenger RNA, 663 nt
Organism: Medioppia subpectinata
Lineage: Eukaryota; Metazoa; Arthropoda; Arachnida; Sarcoptiformes; Oppiidae
Source: the annotation of a GenBank genome assembly
AUGAAUCUCAAAGUAGAUCCCAAUGUAGACAAAGGAGUGCCAUAUCUGUUGGGAUCGGGUAUUAUAUGGGAUGAGAGGGGAUAUGUGUUGACACAUCCCAGUGUUGUCAACAGAUUCAACCGAUUUCUCGUACGUCUGGGCGAUGGCCAGGAAGUGAUGGCCCGUUUCUGGUACACCAACGACGCCAUUGAGAUAUCUGUCAUCAAAUUGGACGGCAAUCGCAACGACUGGCCGAUGAUAUCGACGGGCGAUUCAAAGAGCGUGGACUUUGGCGAUCGGGUGCUGGUGGUGGGCAACCCUCGGCCCGGUAUACGUAAUCAUCUGACCCACGGCUGUGUCACUCAUACCCGGAGGAAGGGAUCCGAGAUUGAGGGCAUUCAUACGAAAGGCAUUGUAAUGAAAUCCAUUAGUUAUAUCCAACACAUGGCGGAUGUGAUGGCACAGGACGUGGGCAGCGCUCUGGUCGAUGCCGAGGGCGAUGUGAUCGGACUAAACGUCAAGCAUUUCGCUCUGAAUGUGAACGUGGCCAUUCCCAUUCACAUGGUUGAAACCUUUUUCAAGAAGUUUACGAGCGUUGAAAGUGGGCCAACACUGGGCGCCGAACUCUAUUGGCUAACCCCUGAACUGAGACAGUGGUUGAAACAGUAUCGACAGGUGCCCGAC